AUGCAAGAGAUUAUAUUCGUUACUAGUAACAAGGCUAAGUUAGCCGAAGUCCAGGCCCUUCUAAACUCUGAGUCCAUGCGUUUUACUAUCAGUAAUGAGCCGUUGGACUUAUUGGAAAUACAAGGCUCCGAUCUAGAAGUCAUUGCGCUUGAGAAGUGCAAGGAGGCUGUAAAGAACCUUGGACCUGACAAAAAGGUCUUCAUUGAGGACACUGCAUUGUCCUUCGAUGAGUUUGACGGUCUACCAGGAGCUUACAUAAAAUGGUUCCUCAACAUGGGACUGCCUAAAAUUGUCAGUAUGCUUGCUGGAACAGACAAUAAAGCGGCCACAGGUAUCACUACUGUUGUCUUUUACGACGGCGAAGGAAUGUAUCACACCUUUCAAGGGCGCUGUGAUGGCCGCAUUGUUGAUGCUCGCGGAUCAACCAAGUUUGGCUGGGACCCUAUCUUCGAGCCUAACAACGGGAACAACUUAACCUAUGCAGAAAUGGACAGCAAAACAAAAAAUGCCAUCUCACACAGAUCCAAGGCAUUCAAAGCCUUCAAAGAGUUCCUGCGGUUACAGCUAUAG
This is a messenger RNA of Eremothecium cymbalariae DBVPG#7215, 570 nucleotides long. It is a transcript of the gene HAM1, whose product is annotated as nucleoside triphosphate pyrophosphohydrolase HAM1. The transcript has a single exon. NCBI's taxonomy places the organism in Eukaryota, Fungi, Ascomycota, Saccharomycetes, Saccharomycetales, Saccharomycetaceae. Bases 1 to 570 code for a protein of 189 amino acids. Gene Ontology annotation, biological process: nucleoside triphosphate catabolic process. Gene Ontology annotation, molecular function: nucleoside triphosphate diphosphatase activity. Gene Ontology annotation, cellular component: cytoplasm. The record is from RefSeq and is a predicted model, not a curated record.